Talaromyces proteolyticus is the source of this 804-nucleotide messenger RNA. RefSeq lists its product as uncharacterized. Gene Ontology annotation, molecular function: oxidoreductase activity, acting on the CH-OH group of donors, NAD or NADP as acceptor. The transcript has 5 exons. The record is from RefSeq and is a predicted model, not a curated record. Lineage: Eukaryota; Fungi; Ascomycota; Eurotiomycetes; Eurotiales; Trichocomaceae. Bases 1 to 804 code for a protein of 267 amino acids.
AUGUCUUCCUAUCUUGUAACUGGCGCUAGCCGUGGUCUUGGAUUCCAAUUCAUUCGGGCUCUUGCUCAGAACCCAAAAAACACGGUCAUUGGCCUUGUCCGGAACAAGGCUGCCGCCGAUGCAAAGGUCAAGGAAGAGGGACUUCACGGCGUCCAUAUCGUCGAAGCUCAGUACACGGACCUCUCAUCGCUGAAGAAAGCAGCCGAAGUUGUCAAAGAGAUCACCAAGGGCGGUUUGGACUAUCUAGUGAACAACGCCGCCAUCGUUUCCCACGUCAGCGAAUUCAAAACCUUAGGUGACUUUGACGACGAUUUCGAGACCCUGGAAAAGGACAUUUUGGAAUCAUUGGAAAUCAAUCUUCUGGGUUUUAUCAAGACAGUUCAGGCCUUUCUUCCUUUAAUCCGCAACGGCAAUGACAAAAAGGUCAUCGCCAUUUCCACCGGUAUGGCCGAUAUUGACCUGAUUAACGCGACCGAAGUCGCUUUCGCUAGCCCAUACUCUAUCAGCAAAGGCGCUGUCAAUAUCGCCGUUGCCAAGUAUAAUGCUCUCUACAACAAGGAAGGCAUUCUCUUCCUCGCUAUUAGCCCUGGAUAUGUCGCAACCGAACGAAAUAAAGAACCAGAAGACGCCGACAAAGCUGCUAUUCUCGUGGGCAAGUUCAGCAAGUAUGCGCCACACUUUGUCCGUCCUCUGACACCCGAGGAGUCGGUCACUGCCGUCCUUUCCGUCUCCAGGAAAGCCUCGAUAGCGAAUGGGGAUGGUGGUGCCUUUGUAUCACAUUUAGGGAACAAACAAUGGCUGUAA